AGGCGUAGACAUUUAUCCAGAAUUCAAGCAACCAGGAAUGGAACUGAAGGCAAACAAGAGCAGCUUUUCUCUGAAUAUUAAACGUGCUACUGAAGACAAUGAAGGAAUGUACUUCUGUGGUAAAUCUCAAGGGAAUAUUAUUGAGUUUUCCACAGGAACUUUCUUAGCUGUGACAGGUUAUCCUGAGUUAAACAUCUCAGUGCUCCAAACUCCAGUACAGGGGUCAGUUUCUCCAGGAGAGUCGGUCACUCUGCAGUGCACGGUCCUCUCUGAGAUCAGUGCAGCAGAACUCCGAGUGCUCUGGUUCAGAGCUGCUGCAGGACAAUCCUUUCCUGAAAUCAUUUACACUCAUCAGAACAGCAGCAGCCGUCAGUGUGAGAUCAGCUCUUCUACACACAGCUCUGUGUACAACUUCUCCAAGAACAUCCUCGACCACAACCAUACUGGAACUUACUACUGCGCUGUGGCUGCUUGUGGGAAGAUCAUUGUUGGGAAUGGAACAGCAGUAGAACUGACACGGCCUCUGGAUCCUGUAGUGAUCUGUCUGGGAGCAGCUUUAGGAGUGUGUGUGGUUGUGAUCUCUGUCCAAACCAUUUUAAACUGUAAAUGGAGAAACUGUGAACACUGCAGUGAGAAACUUAAAGACUCAGUCAAAGAGAAGACGACCAAUCAGGAUGAUGAAGCUGAGGAGCUGAAUUAUGCAGCCCUAAAUUUCCAUGAAAAGAAAACUAAAAGAGGAAGAGGAAAACGAGAACAGCCACAAGAAGACACUCUGUAUUCUGCAGUGAGGGGCUCCUCUAUUAAUGACCGCAGAGUAACUCAUUAA
Molecule: messenger RNA, 826 nt
Organism: Colossoma macropomum (tambaqui)
Lineage: Eukaryota; Metazoa; Chordata; Actinopteri; Characiformes; Serrasalmidae
Exons: 5
Coding region: 38-826 (262 amino acids)
Biological process (GO): response to bacterium
Source: RefSeq, a predicted model, not a curated record